Chiloscyllium plagiosum (whitespotted bambooshark) is the source of this 1208-nucleotide messenger RNA. Lineage: Eukaryota; Metazoa; Chordata; Chondrichthyes; Orectolobiformes; Hemiscylliidae. The record is from RefSeq and is a predicted model, not a curated record.
CGGGGAAAGGGGCCGGACUGAGUCACUUUAUAACCGCCCCCCAGAGCCGGGGUCGGGCAGCGCAAUGACAAUCCGCUUUGCCCCCCUCCGUAUCCCCCUGGAGCGCAGGCUUCAGACCCUGGGGGUUCUCCAAUGGAUCUUCUCCUUCUUGGCUCUCGCACAGUGCUGCCUGGUCAUUUUUGUCCUGCUGUUCCUCACCGAUUACUGGUACAUCGCUGCGAUUUAUGCCGGAUGGUUACAUUUGGACCGGGAGACGCCAAGGAGCGGGGGUCGGAGGUCAGCCUGGGUCCGGAACUGGGCGGUGUGGCGGUACUUUCGUGACUACUUCCCAAUCACGCUGGUAAAGACGGCAGAAUUGGAUCCAAAACACAACUAUCUGUUUGGCUUCCACCCACACGGGGUCCUUGUGGCCGGAGCUUUUGGCAACUUCUGCACCGAAGCUACCGGCUUCUCUCGUCUCUUCCCCGGCCUCACCUCCUACCUCCUGAUGCUGCCGUUCUGGUUUAAGAUGCCAUUUUACAGAGAGUAUAUCAUGUGUGGAGGACUGGUCUCUUCAGAGAAGAAGAGUGCCAAUUACAUUCUGAGCCAAGAGGGUGGUGGUCACGUGGCAGUGUUGGCAGUGGGAGGUCCCCCAGAGUCGCUGGAUGCCCGUCCAGGUGCCCUGAAGCUGCGGGUGCUGGGGAGGAAGGGGUUCAUCAAAUUGGCGCUGAAGACCGGGUAAGGGAAAGUUGAGUUGGUAAUAGGUGGGGCACAUCGGGAGGGCAGACAUAGGCCAGUGGACGGGGCAGCUGAAGGAGGUUGGUACCUCUCCCGUGGCAAAGGGCUUAUCCUCUUUUGACGUGGCUACAGGAGUGUACAACACCGAUACAGAAGGGGUGUUUCUCACCGGUUAUUGGGGUGUGUGGAGGUUUUCUGGGACUUAGAAUAAUUGCGAGGUUCAUUCAAUCCUUUAUCCAUGAGAAAUGCCUAAGUGGGCCCACCAAGAAUAACCUGCACCCAUCAGACAGGAAGCCAUGCUGGUCUUCGCUUCUGUUGAGUCCUUUAUCCGUGAGCAAUGCCACGGGAUGAUGUGAAAUCUAAUUUGAAAAGUCAGACGAGAGACGAGGAGGAAGUCCACCCCUGGAAUUGUUGUGGAAAUUUUGAAUUGAUUUCCCUCCCCUACCCCCCAAACAGCUGUGAACUGUCAAUCGUUGGUAUCUGUUCACAGU